GCGGACGCCGUACUACAAAUGGCGGGUAAUGAAACAGCUGUUCACACCACCGUCGGCUCGACAUCUAGCGGAGCGCGGGCGCGAUCCGGCACGCGUCGGCGACGACGUCGACGUUGGAUACGCCGCGGCGAGGAAGCACGUAGACGAGGUGCCAGAAGGAGGGCUAGAACGGCGGUGUCCGCUGGUGACCUGUCCAAGAGGAACAUGGCUGCUGGCUGCUGCGGCGCGAAGAAGCAGAGGCUGGGCGGCGGCGGUGGCGGCCCCGCGGCGCCGCCGAGCCUGUCGCCGUGUGACGGCACCGCCAUACGGCACGGCACUCCUCAAUCGAGGAAACCCGUGACGAUCGCCCAACCGGAGAUGGGCUUCUACUGCUUCGACGUCCUCUACUGCCAGCUGCACCAGCUGGACCCGCCGAAAGCGCCCAACUUCAGCAACGAAGCGUUCCCUUUAUUUGUGACAUGGACAAUAGGAAAAGAUAUGAGAUUACGAGGUUGUAUUGGUACUUUUAAUGCGAUGCACUUACAUGCUGGGCUACGCGAGUACGCUACAACUAGCGCGUUCAAAGACUCUCGGUUUAAUCCUAUAACUCGAGACGAGCUGCCGCGCUUGCAUGUAAGCGUGUCGAUUUUGCGGCAUUUUGAAGACGGAGUUGACUAUUUAGAUUGGGAAGUGGGUGUGCACGGAAUUCGCAUAGAAUUCCACAAUGAGAAGGGUAACAAACGGACGGCUACUUACUUGCCCAGCGUAGCUAUGGAGCAAGGAUGGGACCAGAUACAAACGAUAGAUUCUCUGCUACAUAAGGGUGGCUUCAAAGGCUUAGUCACACCCGAUAUCCGUCGUAGCCUGAAACUGACUCGCUAUCAAAGCGAGGAGGUCACCGUGAGCUAUCAGGAUUACAUGACGCAUUUCAAUUCGUCUCAUUUGCUAAACGAUAGUACGCGAUACAAUUCUUUCGUGUCUGGACAACAGUGUUUGCAGAUUGUCACGCAACCGAAUCGUUCGACGUUCAUUCAUCCAUUACCCUUACCUCCAAUUACCCCAGUUAUGAUACCGAUACGUAACAAUCCAUCCCUUUGGUGGAAUAACGCAGGUCCGUCCUAUCCGCCUGCACCGGUUUAUCCUCGACCACCGCAUCGCUUCUUAACGCAGGAUACUGCGGAGCGCGGGACCGUUCGUGUCCGCAGUCGGGUCGCAGUGGUCGACGGCGACGACGACGACGGCGGUCGAGACGGUAACAUGGCUGCCGGCUGUUGCGGUACGAAAAAGCAGAAGCUCAACAAUUCCGCGAGCGUACCAUGCAACGGCACAGCGAUGCUGUCGAACGGCACGCGUAUACGUAAUACGCCGAUCGUUCAGCCCGAGAUGGGCUUCUACUGCUUCGACGUCCUCUACUGCCAGCUCCACCAACUCGACCCACCAAAACCGCCCAACUUCAGCAACGAAGCAUUUCCCUUGUUUGUAACAUGGACUAUCGGAAAGGAUAUGCGACUACGCGGCUGUAUUGGUACAUUCAAUGCCAUGCACUUACAUGCAGGACUUAGGGAAUAUGCUACUACCAGUGCUUUCAAGGAUUCACGAUUCAAUCCUAUAACACGAGAGGAACUUCCACGUUUACAUGUAAGCGUUUCUAUAUUGCGGCAUUUUGAAGACGGCGUGGACUACUUAGAUUGGGAGAUAGGAGUCCAUGGGAUUCGCAUAGAAUUCCAUAAUGAAAAAGGCAACAAGAGAACUGCUACUUACUUACCUGAUGUUGCGACUGAACAAGGUUGGGACCAGAUACAAACCAUAGACUCGCUAUUACAUAAGGGUGGCUACAAGGGCUUAGUUACACCGGAUAUUAGACGCAGUGUGAAGCUGACGCGAUACCAGAGCGAGAAGAUUACUGUAAGCUAUCAAGACUACAUGACACAUUGGCAUAACCGACGAUGCUAGCAGCUGGCUUGGGGUCCUAUCCAGGGGCCCCUACCUUGCCAAACGCCAGGCACGUUUUGUUACAAAAAUAUCUCGGACACAGUUAACGCGCCGUAUCCACAAUAUAGUACCACUCAAUACAACUCUUUCAUGGCCAAUCAACAACAUACGUUAGUUAUGGUUCAGCCGAAUCACCCCACAUUCAUACACACACUUCCGCUGCCACCAAUUCCUCCGGUUGUGGUACCUAUGCAAAACUAUCCACCGUUCUGAUGGAAUUAUGCGUACCGCAUCCUUCAGUACGCUGUAUCGUUAUUCUUUACAAACUUUUGUAAUGCAAAGAAAUGAAUUAAAUGCAUAAAAGAAUAUAAUAUUAAAGGCGGCUCUUAUGUACAUCUUCUAUUGCUUGAAUUGGUGCCUAUUAUAUAUUUUGAUUCAGCAAGCAUUUAUUGUCUCUAUUUUUUUUCUCUCUUUCUCUCAUUAUCGGUUCUUGUGCGAUUUAUUCGUCUGUGAAAAGAAAUGCGGAAAAAUACAAUCUUGAGUAUGGUGGCAAUGUUCUUCCAAAACAUUUGUUGUAAGUAUAAAUAAUAUUAUCGGCAUAGAGACAUUUGUAUAUGAUAGACUCUUGUUCUCGUAUUGUACAAUUUUAUGAUUGUUAAAUUUGAACUAGAAACAAAAAUAAUCUAUUUGCGAGUAACAAUGCAAUUUCAGUUUGCUGUCGAACAUUUGACUAGCCAUUGAUCGUUAUGAUAAAAUGUAAAUACUAUACGAUUAGCUUUGCCAUUAUGCCAUCAUGCUAGGACAUUAGACACUCAUUAGUAUCUGUGAAAGGAGGGACACGAAGAAUUUUCGAAUACAUAAUACGAAUACUGUCUGUAUAAUUAAUUGUGACUAUAUUAGUCCAUCCACAUUCGAUAAUGCACAAAUUCGUCAUGGUCGCCUGUUGACGUUGCUCGUGAAAGCAGAUAAAAAUUAUCAGCGAACAAAUGUAUGCGAGCAACGAAAUACUUUGAUUUUCUUAACAGUCGAGAAAAAAUUUAAUUGGGGCAUUCUGUAAAGUAUGAAUGCAUUGUCAUGUAGAACGGAUAAAAUUAUUAUUUUCUUUUUAAGAUCUAAUAUAAUCGUUAAUUAUUCAUAUUUGCGUAAUAUCUGACACGUAAUAACACUAUAACAUCUGAACAGAAUUUCUUUGCAUCAAUGGUAUAAAUAAAAAUUUUUCUUAAAUUGUUAUGUCUUGUACUGCGACUUAUUUAUGAAUAUUGAUUUCUCUCUUAUCUGUUUUCAUUAAUAUAUGCAAAUUGUUGUACAAUGAAACACAAAAGUGACAUGAAGAUAUUUUGUAAAUUUUUAAUGUUGCAUAUUUAUACCAUUCCUACAAUGAAGUUUGAGGCAAGUUUAGAUUACAGUCCAAAGUUUUAUUACAGCAAAGGAUUCUCGCUACUAACAAUAAUUUACUUUAAUAAAAUUAUUGUUUGAUUAUUUUUAAAUUUCUAAAAUUUUGAAUUUCUAUCUUGAUGCAAAUUUGUCACAAUAUCUAAUAAAAACUGUUAUGAUUUGUUUUAAUUUACAUCAGUAAAUGAAUUUUAGAAUGGGACCUCUACUGUAAAUAAGCAAUGGACUAUACUACAACUAACAAAAAAAAAUAUUAGAUACAAUAUAUAGACACAAUAUAUAGAUUUAAGACAUUAAAACAAAAAUGACGAUCUCAUUGUGAUGUUGAUUGCUGUGCAAAUCAUGGUAAUGACUCAUUCAUUAUAAUGACAUCAGAUAAAAUCUUUUCCCACUUAAAAGUAGAUAAAGAUAAUAUGGAAAAGAGCAAAAAUGCAGUUGUAUGUGCUGUAGAUGUAUGCAAUUGAGUUAUGAAUUACGUGCAUUUGAUGAAAUGGCACAGGAAACGAUAUACCGGAAAAUCUCUGUCAGUGUACCUUAAAUGCGCGGUAUGUUUAACAACAUUGUCACAUAUAAAUAGAAGUUCAGGCAUAUUUUAUAUUAAA
Messenger RNA from Temnothorax curvispinosus, 3905 nucleotides. RefSeq lists its product as uncharacterized. NCBI's taxonomy places the organism in Eukaryota, Metazoa, Arthropoda, Insecta, Hymenoptera, Formicidae. The record is from RefSeq and is a predicted model, not a curated record.